GCAGUACGAGCGCACGUUUUUCGAGCUGUCGGGCGUGAAGGCCGCACGGAUGUAAACAAACACACAUGCCGCUUGCAAUUCAAAUGCCGCGCAAAACGCCAGCCCGCUUGUCACGAACGCCCCGAGCGGAAAAAGGUCGGUGAAGAAUGGCCGUGAACGAAUUUAUGCACCCGCGAAACCGGUAUCGACAGCGGCCAAACUUUCAGCAGCUUGUUAAGCAAUACCCCGAGCUGAGCGAAGUGGCGAGUGUGGACUUGGCGGGAAAGGUGAGGCUCGACUAUCGUAACAAGCGCGCGGUACACCUGCUAUCAAAGUGUUUGCUGUUGCGUGAUUUCGGCCUCAGGCUGGAGCUACCACCGGACAAGCUGGUGCCGACGCUUCCCCUCCGGCUGAACUACAUCCACUGGCUGGAAGAUAUCGGCACCGUGGCUCGAUGGGAGCAGGAGCGGAAGCAACCCGUCCGCGGCAUCGACAUAGGCUGCGGGGCGUCCUGCAUCUAUCCGCUGCUGGCGGUGGUACAGUCCAACAAACGCUGGCACAUGGUCGCGAUCGAAAAGGCGCAGGACAGCGUGGAAAGCGCCAAAGCGAACGUCGCCCGGAACGAGCUGCAAAGCUGCAUCGAGGUGAAAUCACAAAAGCUAGAAGGAAGUACCAUUCUGCUAGACGUGCUAGAGGAUUUUCCCAACGAGCGGUUCGACUUCUGCAUGUGCAAUCCACCGUUCUACGACAGCGGUGCGAAAGAGCUGAAACCGCAGGAUCGGACGGGAAAGCGCCGGGAACCGUCGAACGCCAGCACCGGUUCGCUCGAGGAGCUGUGUACGGAGGGAGGAGAGGUUAAGUUUAUAGGUCAAAUUAUAGAGGAAAGUCUGCUGCUGAAGGACCGCAUCGCGGUGUACACGACGAUGAUUGGCCACAAGAAGAGCUACGAGGAGGUAUUGCGCAUUCUUAAGCACGCUUCCAUACACAACGUUACCGCGAGCCGAUUUUGUCAGGGCAAUACGACCCGCUGGGCUGUGGCGUGGAGCUUCGACGACACGGUUCUGCUAUCUCUCGUUCCCAACAGUCACACGGCGAAUGGGAAUGGGAAUGCUCAUUCGCCAGGAAAGAAGAAACCCAUCGGCAAACCGGUGGCAUGCCGAAUCUUUGCGCUGGAAGAAAUGGACUCAAUGCAAGGCGUGCGAAAUUACCUCACCGCGCAACUGCGCUCGAUCGAGAUCGAUGUGCGAACGGUGCUAGAUUCCAGCAGCAAGGGGGAAGAGAUGGUACUCGAGCUUACGGCACGGGAAAACACCUGGUCGCAUCAGAGGAGAAAGCGACGUGCCGCCCAGAUAACGAGCCCAGACAAGACGCACGUAAUUCCAUCGCAAAAUGGAAAUGGUACGGAAGUGUGCCAGGAGAAUAAUAAUUACAAAAAGCGGCCAAGGCUUGAGAUGGAACUGAGUGAUACCUGUUCCCAGCAAGCGGACGAUCGUAAGGAUGAACAACCCUUUGUGAGGGCCGCUGUACACAUCCAGCAAAAGGACGACGGUUAUUAUGUAGCGCUACAGUAUGUGGCAGGAGUAGCCGGCAAGGAUGCUGUUAAUCAGAUUCUCCAGUACCUAAAAAAUACUAUUAAAGCGAAACCGAUUCCGGAUACCACAGAGGACGGUGGUAAAGGAGACACCAAGUGUUGAAGGACCAAGGGACGGAACAUGUUGAGCACCUCAAGUGAAUUUAAUAAUGUAUAAUGAAUUGUUGCACUAAUUCUUAAUGAAAUUGGAAUGGAUUCAAACGAAAACGAAAUAAAAACACAUAGCAUAUUGUUACAUUA
Messenger RNA from Anopheles arabiensis, 1810 nucleotides. RefSeq names its product U6 small nuclear RNA (adenine-(43)-N(6))-methyltransferase. The coding region runs from base 147 to 1673 and encodes 508 amino acids. Gene Ontology annotation, molecular function: 23S rRNA (adenine(1618)-N(6))-methyltransferase activity. Gene Ontology annotation, cellular component: nucleus. Lineage: Eukaryota; Metazoa; Arthropoda; Insecta; Diptera; Culicidae. The record is from RefSeq and is a predicted model, not a curated record. Gene Ontology annotation, biological process: rRNA base methylation. The transcript is spliced from 2 exons.